UGUCAUGACGCUUCUCCACAAGAACUGCCAUAAAUUUGUAUGCUCCAUAGAAGACAGAUAAUAAUUAGAUCAAGAAACCUUGGAAAAAAGAUGGAAAACUCCCUUGCCACAAGGUCUCGCCAUAAAUUUUGGUUUGUUUUCUUUGUUUUCUUUGUUUCUUGGUACUUAUUGCUUUAUGGAAUUGAUUGGUCUUCUCUACCUGGAAUUGUAACAACGUCACGGUACGAAGCGAGUUCAAUUGAAUCCUUUCGUCCAACUUUUAUUCCUCCUCCAACUCCCCUUCUUGAAAAUAACGUUAGCUCAAAUUUCAAUUCUUCAAGUACUAAUAAUGCCACCACUGAUGCUACAAAGAGCGAGACGCGAUCCGGGGAAGAAUCGGUUGAUGAAAAUGACAAUGUGGUACCUGAUUUGGAGGCGCUUGAGAAAGAAUUGGAACCUUUGUUAAGAAAAAAUGAACCCAAAGAUGAAAAGGUUGAGAAAAAUGCAACUCAAGAAGAUAAAAAGGGAGGAAAAUCAUGUGAAGGACGAUAUAUAUAUGUUGCAGAAAUACCAAGUAGGUUCAAUGAAGACAUGCUGAAGCACUGUAAAUUGUUAAACAAAUGGGAAGAUAUGUGCCAAUAUUUGGUUAACAUGGGACUUGGUCCUGAUCUUGGAAACCCGCAGAGAGUUUUCUCAAGCAAAGGUUGGUUUACGACGAAUCAAUUCUCGUUAGAAGUGUUGUUUCAUAACAGAAUGAAGCAAUAUGAUUGUUUAACGAAUGAUUCUUCGAAAGCUGCAGCAGUUUUUGUGCCAUAUUAUGCAGGUUUUGAUGUUUCAAGGUAUUUAUGGGAUGAUUUUAAUAUAUCAAUGAGGGAUGCAGGUGCAAUUGAAGUUGCAAAAAUUCUUAAGGAAAAACCCGAAUGGAAAACUAUGUGGGGUAGAGAUCAUUUCAUGAUUGCAGGUAGAAUUACUUGGGAUUUUAGGAGAGGUAUUGAGGAGGAUUCUGCUUGGGGUAACAAGUUAAUGUUGUUGCCUGAAUCACAAAACAUGACAAUAUUGACAAUCGAAUCGAGUCCUUGGAACAGGAAUGAUUUCGCGAUCCCAUAUCCGACAUACUUUCAUCCUUCAAGUGACAAUGAUGUGUUCCAGUGGCAAAACAGGAUGAGGAGGCUGAGGAGGAGGGUGUUGUUCUCGUUCGCGGGGGCCCCACGUCCAAAUUUGGAGGAAUCAAUCAGAAGCGAGAUAAUGGAACAGUGUUUAGCAACUAGGCGAAAAUGCAGGCUGUUGGAAUGCAAAGACUUGCACAACAAAUGCAAUAAACCAGUUCAUGUUAUGAAGCUGUUUCAAAGUUCUCAUUUUUGCUUACAACCCUCUGGUGAUUCAUUUACUAGAAGGUCUACUUUUGACUCCAUUUUGGCUGGUUGUAUACCGGUGUUUUUUACUCCAGGUUCUGCUUAUAUUCAAUAUAUAUGGCAUUUACCAAAGGAUUACACUAAAUACUCAGUGCUUAUUCCAGAGGAUGAUGUAAGGAAAAAGAAAGUAAGCAUUGAAAAUGUACUAUCUAGAAUACCAAGAUCACAAGUAGCAGCAAUGAGAGAGGAAGUGAUAAAGCUAAUACCAAAUGUGGUAUAUGCAGAUCCAAGAUCAAGAUUGGAGACUGUUGAAGAUGCAUUUGAUUUAGCAGUGAAAGGGGUUCUUGAAAGAGUGGAUGUAAUGAGAAAAGAAAUGAGACAAGGCAAGAAUUAUAGUAUGGUAUUUGAUGAAGAAUAUAGUUGGAAGUAUUAUACUUUUGGAACUUUAGAAAACCAUGAGUGGGAUCAUUACUUUUUGAGAACCAGUAAAGAGAAGUACUAAAUCAUUUGUCAAAAGCCUUGCCCCAUUAAUACGUUAGUUGUAGUCUCUAGCUAGCUAGUUUUAUGUAAAGCAUGUAUUUAUGAUCUCAUUUCUCUUGUAAACUCUAUAGAGGAUUUUUUGUUUUCUCUCA
Messenger RNA from Nicotiana tabacum (common tobacco), 1963 nucleotides. Its product is annotated as putative xyloglucan galactosyltransferase GT11. The record is from RefSeq and is a predicted model, not a curated record. NCBI's taxonomy places the organism in Eukaryota, Viridiplantae, Streptophyta, Magnoliopsida, Solanales, Solanaceae. Gene Ontology annotation, molecular function: glycosyltransferase activity.